This is a messenger RNA of Spinacia oleracea (spinach), 3884 nucleotides long. RefSeq lists its product as uncharacterized. Gene Ontology annotation, molecular function: ATP hydrolysis activity; ATP binding. Gene Ontology annotation, cellular component: mitochondrial outer membrane. The record is from RefSeq and is a predicted model, not a curated record. The transcript has 25 exons. NCBI's taxonomy places the organism in Eukaryota, Viridiplantae, Streptophyta, Magnoliopsida, Caryophyllales, Amaranthaceae. The coding region runs from base 210 to 3245 and encodes 1011 amino acids.
GCUAACAGAACGUUCGCAUUCGAGUUAGAGUUCGAGUUCUAAUGCCAUUCUAUUAUCCUCGUCUCCUCGAGCCCUAAUUUCCCAAUAACUUUUUCCCCCAAUUCACUUCAAAACCCUAAAUUAUUUAUAUUUGCCUGUUUCAUUUGACUCAGAUUAGCAAGAAACGAACGAAGUCUUUUAGGAAUUUUGUGGAAAAUAAAGAAGUUGCAAUGCUUGCAAGAAGAUUUAAAUGUAGAAACCAGAGGUGGGAGAAUAUAUAUCAGUCAUUAAAGUACUCCAUUAGAUUAUACUCCAACGAUUGCUCUAGCUUUCGAGGUUCUAUUGCGGGGAAUAAUUAUGUACGGAGUAAUUAUGUGAGGCAACAUAUGUUAGAAUCUAGCCGGGUGAUUGCUACAGUAAGCAAUUCAUUGGUUUUGAAUAAAUUGAAUGGGAAGUUACAUACGUCUUGGCAGGGUCGAUUUUAUAGUUCGGAAGGCGGUGGGGGGAAUGCUAGAGAUAAGGAGCAUAUAUCUGUGAAAGAUGGGGUGAACUUGGACAAGAAUGGUGCUCUGCGGACAGAAGUAAAGGAGGCCCUUCAUCAAUUUGAUCAGCAUGCUCGAUUAGGGGAACAAGAUCAGAAGGAAUGGCUCAGUAACGAGAAGCUAGCCAUCGAGCUUAAAAAGAAAGAGUCCCCCUUUCUUAGCAGGAAGGAAAAGUUCAAAAACGAGUUCAUUCGGAGGAUUGUUCCGUCCGAGAAAAUAACUGUUUCAUGGGAAACAUUUCCCUAUUAUGUCCAUGAGCAUACGAAAAGUCUUUUGGUGGAUUGUGCUUCUUCCCACUUAAACAACAAGAAACUCACUUCCACGUAUGGUUCUCGUUUGCCAUCUUCAAGUGGGAGAAUACUGCUUCAAAGUGUUCCAGGCACUGAACUAUAUCGAGAAAGAUUAGUUAGAGCGCUUGCUCGUGAUUUAAAAGUUCCAUUAUUGGUGCUUGAUAGCACCAUUCUUGCUCCUUAUGAUUUUGGGGAAGAUGGUGUGUCUGAAAAUGAGUCAGAUGAUGAACAAGCAGUGUCCAGUGAAGAGUGUAGUUCCGCGUCAGAAGCUGAGGAUGAAAAUGAGGAAGAGGAGACAAAAUCGGAUGCUACUGAGGACGAGGAAAGUGAUGUGCAAGCAACAGCUGAAGAAGCCCUUAAGAAGCUUGUACCUUUCAAUCUUGAUGAGUUUGAAAAGCGAGUGUCUGGAGAAUGUGAAAGUUCCUCUGAAUCCUCUAAGUCCGAGUCAGCUGAUAACCAGACUGCUAAUGAGUCACAACGACCUCUGAGGAAAGGUGACCAUAUCAAGUACGUUGGGCGAUCUGUGCACGUUGAAUCAGAUAGCAGGAUCUUAUUGGGGAAGAUUCCAACAUCCAAUGGGCCGAUGAAUGCUUAUACUAUUAUUCGUAGCAGAGAGAUACUAACUGGGCAACGUGGCGUGGUGUAUGAGAUUGAGAAUGAGCGUGUAGCUGUCAUAUUGGACAGGGUGGAAAAAGAUGGUAGCACAGAGGAAGAUGCAAAACCUCCAAUUUAUUGGAUUCCAGUGACGGAUCUUGAACGUGAUCUUGAUGCUCAGGCUGACUGUUACAUUGCUAUGGAAGCUUUAUGUGAAGUUUUACAGGCGCAUCAACCUCUCAUUGUCUACUUUCCCGAUUCUUCGUUAUGGUUGUCACGUGCAGCUCCCAAGUCCAAUCGUGCUGAGUUUGUGAGCAAGGUUGGGGAACUGUUUGACAGACUAUCAGGGCCGUUGGUUCUGAUUUGUGGGCAGAACAAAGUUGAAGCUGGUUCCAAAGAGAAAGAGAAAUUUACAAUGAUACUCCCGAAUUUCGCCCGCCUUGCAAAGCUGCCACUUCCCUUGAGAAGAUUGACAGAGGGACUCAAAGCAACAAAGAGAUCUGAUGACACUGAUAUAUAUAAGCUUUUCACAAAUGUCAUGUGCAUACAUCCACCAAAGGAGGAAGAGUUACUUCAGACUUUCAAUAAACAACUUGAAGAAGACAGGAGAAUAGUAAUUUCACGAAGCAAUCUGAAUGAACUACAUAAGGUCCUUGAAGAGCAUGAGCUGUCUUGUUUGGAGUUACUACAGGUUGGCACUGAUGGCAUGGUCUUGACAAAAAGAAAGGCCGAGAAGGUUGUUGGCUGGGCCAAGAAUCAUUACUUAGCAUCCUGCCUAAUUCCGUCAGUUAAGGGGGAAAGACUCACUAUACCUCGUGAAAGCCUGGAGGUUGCAAUUUCAAGGUUGAUGGAGCAGGAAUCAAUAACAAAAAAGCCUUCACAAAGUCUAAAGAACCUUGCAAAAGACGAGUAUGAGAGUAACUUUGUUUCGGCAGUAGUUGCUCCUGGGGAAAUAGGUGUCCGAUUUGAUGAUGUUGGUGCUCUAGAAGAUGUGAAGAAGGCAUUGAAUGAAUUGGUUAUUCUUCCAAUGAAAAGGCCAGAGCUUUUCUCUCGCGGAAAUUUGCUGCGGCCUUGCAAGGGAAUUUUGCUGUUUGGGCCUCCAGGAACUGGUAAAACUCUUCUUGCCAAAGCACUUGCUACUGAGGCAGGGGCAAAUUUCAUUAGCGUGACUGGUUCAAAUCUAACAUCAAAGUGGUUUGGAGAUGCUGAAAAGCUUACUAAGGCUCUUUUUUCCUUUGCUAGUAAGCUGGCACCAGUCAUUAUAUUUGUUGAUGAGGUGGACAGUUUGCUUGGUGCUCGUGGAGGUUCCUUUGAACAUGAAGCAACAAGAAGAAUGCGAAAUGAAUUUAUGGCAGCUUGGGAUGGGUUAAGGACAAAGGAUAGUCAAAGAAUUCUCAUCCUCGGUGCAACAAAUCGGCCCUUUGACCUUGACGAUGCUGUCAUUCGUCGUUUGCCGAGAAGGAUAUAUGUGGACCUUCCAGAUGUAGAAAAUAGAAUGAAAAUAUUGAAAAUAUUUCUUGCUCAAGAGAACAUUGAGUCAAAUUUCCAAUUUGAUGAGCUGGCAAAGGUGACAGAAGGAUAUUCUGGGAGUGAUUUGAAGAACCUCUGCAUUGCUGCAGCAUAUAGACCUGUCCAAGAACUAUUGGAAGAAGAAAAUAAGGUUGAAAAGACUGAUACAUCUGUUAUACUACGUCCACUUGGUUUGGACGAUUUUGUUCAGUCAAAAUCCAAGGUAGGACCUUCAGUUGCCUUUGAUGCAGCUAGUAUGAACGAAUUGCGAAAGUGGAAUGAACAGUACGGAGAAGGUGGAAGCCGGAGAAAGUCGCCAUUUGGUUUCUAAAGCAAUAAACAGUUGACUUCCUAACUGUUAAACCUUCCAGGAGUUGAGUGAUCAGCACCAUGAUGAGGAAAUCGAGUAAGAUUCACGUUAUCAUGGACGAGAAAGGGAAAGAUGGAGAAAAAAAAGAGGUUCAUAAGAAGACAGGGCUUUCUGUGUACCAAUAUCAAGGAAAGCCUGGUCAGUUCUAUUCUCCUGUAGAAAAAAGCAGCUAUUGUAUGAAAUAUGUUACUGGCAAAAAUUUGCCAUAGGCCAUGUAAUUUAGAAAUAGUUCUUUUAUUUUGUUAGUUACUCCGUAAUAAAUAAUUUUGCUCAAUUUUUAUUUACCGUUCUUUAUUGCGAGACCGUAGGAGUAAAAAAGAAAAACGGAGGCGGAAAUGCCCCCUUGGGGAAGCUGGAUAAGGAUGUUCGUGGGAGAUAUGCUCAUGUGCGUGGAGGUUCAAGUGUUCAACUGUGUAUGUAUAUCUUAGAAUUGAUGUAGAAAAACUUGGUUUUUCGUCAAUAAUCAUUUCAUUCAAUUCACUUCUAAGAUAUAUCCGUUGGUAGUUAGAAAGAUUGUAUAUAAAUUAACUCGCAGAAUCGUUAUUUUUAAGAACGUCUCACAAGAAAGCUUUUUCUAAGAACAUUGUGAAUUUUGAUGAA